This is a messenger RNA of Cornus florida, 2769 nucleotides long. RefSeq names its product LRR receptor-like serine/threonine-protein kinase GSO1. The coding region runs from base 1 to 2769 and encodes 922 amino acids. Gene Ontology annotation, molecular function: protein binding. The transcript has 9 exons. Lineage: Eukaryota; Viridiplantae; Streptophyta; Magnoliopsida; Cornales; Cornaceae. The record is from RefSeq and is a predicted model, not a curated record.
AUGUGCAGCAAUCUUACUAAACUUAAAGGACUUAAUCUUUCUCAGAAUCGGCUUCAUGGACAAAUUCCAUCUAGUUUAUUCAAUUGCAGGGAGCUCCAAUAUUUGUCAUUUUCAUUCAAUGGCUUUGAUGGAAACAUACCUAGAGAAAUUGGCAAACUGACUAUGCUCAAGGAGUUAUAUCUUGGUAAUAACAACUUGAAAGGUGUAAUUCCUUUGGAGAUGGGUAAUCUUCCACGUCUGGAAAUAUUGAGCUUUCAAAAUGGCUCUCUAACAGGCCCCAUUCCAUCUUUCAUCUUCAACAUUUCUUCUUUGAAAAAUAUUGAUUUCACAAAUAAUAGUCUGUCUAAAAGUUUGCCGAUAGAUAUGUGCAUCCAUCUUCCAAAACUUGAAGGACUCUAUCUUUCUCGGAAUCGGCUUCAUGGACAAAUUCCAUCCAGUUUAUACAAAUGUAGGGAGCUCCAAUAUUUGUCAUUUUCAGUCAAUGGCUUUGAUGGAAACAUACCUAGAGAAAUUGGCAAACUGACUAUGCUCAAGGAGUUAUAUCUUGGUAAUAACAACUUGAAAGGUAUGAUUUUACGUUCACAUCUGACCCAAGAGUGUAAUUCCUUUGGAGAUGGGUACUCUUCCAUGUCUGAAAAUAUUGAGCUUUCAAAAUGGCUCUCUAACAGGCCCCAUUCCAUCUUUCAUCUUCAACAUUUCAUAAAUAAUAGUCUGUCUGGAAGUUUGCCGGUAGAUAUGUUCAUCCAUCUUCCAAAACUUAAAGAACUCUAUCUUUCUCGGAAUCGGCUUCAUGGACAAAUUCCAUCUAGUUUAUACAAAUGCACGGAGCUCCAAUAUUUGUCAUUGUCAUUCAAUGACUUCAAUGGCAGCAUACCUAGAGAAAUUGGCAGCUUGACGAUGGUCAAUGAGUUAUAUCUUGGAAUGAACAACUUGGAAGGGUCCAUCCCAUCUUCAAUCUUCAAUAUUUCUUCUCUGAGAACAAUUGAUUUCUCAAACAAUCGCCUGUCUGGAAGUUUGCCUUUUGAUAUCUGCAACCAUCUUCCUAUACUUGGACGACUUAAUCUCUCUUGGAAUCAGCUUGAAGGGCAUAUUCCAUCUAAUUUAUACAAAUGCAAGGAGCUCCGAGAUUUAUCACUGUCAGAUAAUGGCUUUAAUGGCAGCAUACCGAGAGAAAUUGGCAACCUGACUAUGCUUAAGGAGUUAUAUCUUGGUAGAAACAACUUGAAAGGGUCCAUCCCAUUUACAAUCUUCAACAUAUCUUUGCUGAGAGUAAUUGAACUCUCAAACAAUAGUUUAUCUGGAAGUUUUUUGGCAAAUGUAGGGAUCUCCGAUAUCUAUCAUUAUCGUUCAAUGAUUUCAAUGGCAUCAUUCCUAGAGAAAUUGAGAAUAAUUGAUUUUUCAAACAAUCGUCUGUCUGGAAGUUUGCCUUUCGAUAUCUGCAACCAUCUUCCUAAACUUGGAAGACUUAAUCUCUCUUGGAAUCAGCUUGAAGGGCACAUUCCAUCUAAUUUAUACAAAUGCAAGGAGCUCCAAGAUUUAUCACUGUCAGAUAAUGGCUUUAAUGGCAGCAUACCGAGAGAAAUUGGCAACCUGACUAUGCUCAAGGAGUUAUAUCUUGGUAGAAACAACUUGAAAGGUAUAAUUCCAUCAGAGAUAGGUAAUCUUCAACAUUUGGAAGUAAUGAACUUAAUCAGUAGCUCUUUAACAGGGUCCAUUCCAUCUUCAAUCUUCAACAUUUCAUCUUUGAGAAUAAUUAAUUUCUCAAAUAAUACCCUGUCUGGAAGUUUGCCUGUAGACAUGUGCAACUAUCUUCCUAAACUUGGUGGACUCUAUCUCGAUUUGAAUCAGAUUCAAGGGCAUAUUCCAUCAGAUUUAUACAAAUGCCGGGAGCUCCAAGUUUUAUCACUGUCAUUCAAUGGCUUUAAUGGCGGCAUAUGUAAAGAAAUUGCCAACCUGACUAUGCUCAAGGAGUUAAAUCUUCGUGAAAACAACUUGAAAGGUACUUUACCAGAUGGGAUUGGUAACCUUAAUCUCGAGAGUCUUGAUGUCUAUGGAAACACUUUAACUAGCACCAUUCCGUUCAAAAUAUUCAAUGUGUCAACAAUGAAAAUCCUUAACCUGGGAUUUAAUAACUUUUCUAGCAAUCUUCCUUCGGACAUGGGGUUUUGGCUUCCGAAUCUUGAAGAGUUUUAUCUAAUCAUGAACAAACUCAGCGAAACAAUCCCGAGCUCUAUCUCUAAUGCUUCUAAGCUUACCAUCAUUAGCAUGAGCAUGGACUCAUUCACUGGAACUAUACCCAACACACUUGGUAGUUUAACACUCUUGCGGAAGCUCUUCCUUCAUACAAACAGUUUGAAGGGGGAAACUUCUACUCCAGAGUUGAGAAUUUUCUCUUCUUUAACAAAUUGUAGACAAUUGGAGGUCUUGCGCAUAUCAUUAAAUCCACUAAACGGCAUACUUCCAGUAUCUGUCAGGAAUUUGUCUACUAGACUACAAGUGUUUGAUGCAUUUGGCUGCAAAAUUAGGGGCAAUAUUCCCAGUGGAAUUGGCAAUUUGAGCAACUUGGUAAUCCUACGAUUAGGAAGCAACCAUUUGACUGGACCAAUUCCGAAAUCACUAGAGAGAUUACAAAAUCUCGUACGUUUGCAUCUUCAAAACAAUGGAUUGAAAGGAUCCAUCCCCGAUGACCUCUGUCGGUUAGGGAAAUUGGGAGAUUUGAAUGUGAGUGAUAAUAUGUUGUAUGGACAGAUUCCAACAUGCUUGGGUUAG